AUGUUUGUCCUUGCUAGCCAGAUAUCUUCAAUGAAUACCAGGCAGGCUCUUAAGCUUCGGGUGGUGCGAGCAUAUAAUAUCCCUGAAAGAAGUGAUCCAUCGAAGUUUAGGUCAAAAGAGGUUGUUCUGCAUGAUGAAGAGGGGUCCUUCUUGCAUGCUCAUAUACCCAAAGAGUACGUGGAUAAGUACCUUAGCAGUUUUGCUGAAGGUUCAGUGUGUGCUAUAAAAAAUUUUUGUGUUAUCAGCAAUUUUUACUCAUACAAAACCAGCCCACAGAAGUACAUGAUCAAAUUUAACUAUCAGACUGUUGUUAAGGAUUUAAAGCAUGUUAAAUUUCCUAUGAAAAUGUAUCGGCUGAAGACCUUUAGAGAGAUCAAGUCUAAUGAAGGCCUUGAUGAGAAAAUAUUAUUUGAUGUCAUUGGUCGAGUGAUCGAAAUACACUGCCCACAGGAAAAACUAAUCAAUGGCAAGAACUCCAGGCUGAUUGACUUCACCAUUGAAGAUACUGAUGGAAUACAACUAAUGUGUACUUUGUGGGAUGAACACGUAAGCAAGAUUGAGGCAUUCUACAAUUCUACUUCACAAGAGCCAUUAUUGGUGUUGAUACAAUUUUGUAGGGCUAGGGUUUGUUUAAAAAGGGGUGAUGUCAAGAUUUGUAGCUCCUAUGAUGUAACCCAGCUGCUUUUCAACCAAGAAUCUCCCCCAUUUGAGGAGUUCAGGAAGAGUAUCAGCCAUGAACAGACUCCAAUGCGCAGUAUAAUUUCCCAGUCCAGUUUUAAGGAAUGUAGCUCUUAUUCAGUAAACCUAUCUGGUGAUUUGGAAGUUCGUUCUAUCAAUGACAUCUACAGAGACAAGGAGUCUGCAUUUACAAUUAUAGUCAAAUUAGCCCAUGAAGUAUUGGUAUAUCACACUUUAAAACAGUUUGGGGAUUUUUGGGUGGCAGCAAGGAUUGUAUUCAUUGAUGACCCAGAGUGGUACUAUGCUUCGUGUAGAACAAAGGGUUGCAACAAAAAACUGAAACUCAAAGGGAAGUGGCUAUGGUGUAGUACAUGUGACAGGAAUUGGGGUGACGGGACACUCAGGUACAGAAUUAAGGUGAGGGUUGUGGACUUGGAUGGCAAUGCUCCUUUUCUUCUAUGGGACAGGGAGUGCAUCAAUCUACUUGGAAUUAGUGCAGAUGAUCUGAAGGAUACCCAUACUAAGGUACAAAACUAUAAGAUGAUUGAACCAGACAAGUUGUGGAAAGGGCUGCCUAAGGAGCUCGAGGCUCUCAUUGGACUGAAUCUCUUAUUUAGAAUUGCUGUUCGCAAAGAACAGUUCCAGAAUUAUCUCAAUGCUUUCCCUGUUAUGAGGAUCAUCACUGAUGAAAAGAUUGUAGAGAAGCAUGCACCCGAACUAAUAGGAGUUAGGGACAGGGAUCUCAGUUCAAAGUUGGAGUUGGAGCUUACAGAUGAGGACCUAUGGGAUCUAGAGGAAGCAGACCAAGCAAAUGAAGCUGAAAGUCCACUCCAAGUUGUUGCACAGAGACUGGAUGCAGAGAAUAGUAUUGAGAAUGGAACAGUCAAGAGAUCACUAAUCGAUGAAUUUUCAAGCACCCAAAAUUUUUUUUGCAGUGAAUGGUGCCACAAUGAAGGAAAAAGUUUGCAGAUAUAUGGUGAAAUAUCUCAAGAGAUGGCUGACAUGGCAGAACAGAAUGAAGAAUAUGGCAUAUAUAUCUCUAAAUCAGUUGAAGAUGAAGAUAACAUCUAG
Messenger RNA from Ipomoea nil (Japanese morning glory), 1749 nucleotides. RefSeq lists its product as uncharacterized. The transcript has 11 exons. Gene Ontology annotation, molecular function: DNA binding. The record is from RefSeq and is a predicted model, not a curated record. Gene Ontology annotation, biological process: DNA replication; DNA repair; DNA recombination. Bases 1 to 1749 code for a protein of 582 amino acids. Lineage: Eukaryota; Viridiplantae; Streptophyta; Magnoliopsida; Solanales; Convolvulaceae. Gene Ontology annotation, cellular component: nucleus.